AUGGCCUUUUUGUCUCACGAGCUUCUUGCGAUGAUUUUUGAGGAGCAUGCAGACGAUCUCUCGACACUUCACUCCUGCAUGUUAGUAAACAGAAAUUGGUGUGUGGUGGCUCUUCAAUACUUGUGGGCCAAACCUUUUACCUUGUUGCUUUCAAGUGGAAGGAGAACGAUCGAUGGACCGUCAAAGAACCUUAUGAUCACAUUUAUCAGAUGUUUUACUGACACUGAUAUUAACUCCCUCAUGGAGGCACGACUGUGCAAAAGAUAUAGUAAAAGGUUUCCGUUUGAUUAUAGUCUUUACUUAAAGGAAAUUCGGUUUAAAGAGAUUGAAAUUUUGACGAGACAAUGCACUGGAUACAAUUCGUUUCAUUUAUAUUAUAUGCGAGUUGGAAUCACUCGUUUAGCAAUGAAAUAUUGCCCAAAUCUCAACACCCUUUCUCUUAGAACGGAAAACUCGGCUUACAUUGAUCAGAGUCGAUUUCUAUUGUCUAUUAACAACCUCUCUCGUGUGCAAAAUUUAAGUUGGUAUUUAGAUUUAGAUGAUAACAUAUUCAGCGCGCUUUCUAGAGCUGCACGUAAUUUGAAAUCGAUUUCAGUCAAAUGUCGCAGGAGCUGUUACUUUAAACUGGGAUCAAGGAAUCAUGGAUUACAAAAACUCGUACGGUCUCAACGCCAACUAAAGACAUUUACUCUAAAACACGUUACUGUCAGCAUGAGAUCAGUGUUUGAAUUAUUAGAAUCGCAGUCAAAUUCUCUGGAAUCACUUGUUUUGAGUGAUAUUGACAUUGAUCCAGAUGAUUCAAACAUUGAACCAAUUAGAUUUCACCACUUGACACGUAUCUACAUAAAGAACUGUCGGAUACUAAAAACCGGAUUAAACCCAAUAUUUGAGGCUGACUUACCAGAGUUACAACAACUUAAGUUUGAAAACAAUUACUGGAAACACAAAAGUGACUGGAUUCCAUUGCAAGAUUUGUGCCUAAUACAAAACAAAAUAGUUUAUUCUGGCAAUAGUUCUGAUAUAAUUCAAAAUUUAAAAGUUCAUUUAUGA
Paraglomus occultum is the source of this 1050-nucleotide messenger RNA. NCBI's taxonomy places the organism in Eukaryota, Fungi, Glomeromycota, Glomeromycetes, Paraglomerales, Paraglomeraceae. The record is from the annotation of a GenBank genome assembly.